ACACAUGUGCGUUCCCUCGUAGUAGCCAUGCUUUUUCCAUAGAAGACUUUUACAUUUCAUCACUUUGUGGUUAUUUUAAGACAUAAAACAAGAUGCCAAGAGAUAUAUCAUCUUCAUCAAGUGAAGAUGAAGCGGACAGCCCCAGUACGGAAUCACCGGCAAAGCAAAAAGAAAGCAAUAAGAAGCCCACCAGGUACCAGUGUCCUGCUGACUUUGUGUCUUUCUGCCAUAAGCCCUGCAGCAGCACACUAACAGACAGUCUGAAGAAGAAGAAGAAAGAGUUAUGGCUCAUUAAAGCUCCUGCCAGCUUUAACCCAGAAUGCAUCAGUGGCAUCAAGGUGCCCCUCUCAGGCCUCCAGACUGUGAAGAUUCCUACUCCUGUCGCCGGAGCCAAGCAGCAGAUCUACAGCGUCCUAGCAUCUGCUCAUGGUACCUCAGAGCUCUGCCUGCUCACCAGCAACAAGCAGUCGUCCGAUGGUGUGGUUUUUGGCCCUGCUUUCUCAGGCCUGCUUAAUGUAUGUGAGACCUACGGAGACAGCAGCACCAACCAGGCCCCUCAGGUCAUCCCCGCCACUCCAGCGCCCUCCAUACCACCAGGGCUCAAACAGCGCUUUCACCCGUUCGGCAGCAAGACCCCAACACUCACCUGCGUGGCAGACAGCGAGACAGAUGGAGCCACAUUCGGGCCCUCGUCCACCACCCUUCGGCCCUUGGUAGCCAAACGACUUAUAGAAGAAGUAGACGAGAGGGAUGAGGAUGACGAGAGGAAAAAGAAGAAGAAGAAAAAGAAAGAAAAGAGAAUAAAGACAGAGCGAGAGGAGGAGAAGGAGAAGGAGGAGGAGGUGGUGGUGAGAGUGAAAAAGGAACCUGUAGUUGAAAUCCAUGAUGACCUGACAAUGGAGAUCGACCUCCAGGAGGGCGACAUUUCACAGGAGAAGAGGAAGAAGAAGAAGAAAAAGAAGGACAGGGAGCGAGAGGAGGUGGAGGAGGGAAUAGAGCCUGCUUUUAGUGUAAAGCAGGAAGACGUCACAGUGAAAUCUGAACCAAUAGACACUUCGUAUGGUGAUGCAGUGAACAGCUCGGCGAAGAAAAAGAAGAAGAAGAAGAAAAGCAAAACUGAUGAUGACUAGUUGUUUAUUUGUUAUUGGAUGUUUAUUUUUGAUUGUUCAUUUUGUGACUUUAUGAACCCAUCCGGGAGCCUUCAAGCUCAUUGAUAGAUUGCAUUAUGCAAGACUUGCAUUGGCAGGACAUUGUAUUCUGAAAAAAUAACACAUCCUGAAUCAAUUAAAUAGUGACAUGAAUUCUAAAGUGGAUUGAACCCAGUGUCUUAAUGGCCAAUGUUCCUAUCAUUUUGAGCUCAGAAAGUGACAGUUCUUACACAAAGAAUGUUUGCAGACAUCUAUGACUAUAAAAUAAAAUAAGCAGAUUUCUGCCACAGUCUUAAAGUUGUGGUAGAUUUUAUGAGAUUACGCUCUCACUGUGUUGCUGUGUUUGUGUACGUAUUUACACAACAAGACUUGUAGUUUGACAGCACGUUCAGAAAACCAGAGUAAUGACUCAAUGUCGUGUCAGACUCAUUGUUUGUAGAGGAUUUGAGUCACAUGUAUUGGGAAAUUAUCUGUGUGCGGGAAACACAUGUCACAAAAUAAACUCCAAUUGUGAUUAAAGGAAAUGAGAUUGA
Molecule: messenger RNA, 1681 nt
Organism: Scomber japonicus (chub mackerel)
Lineage: Eukaryota; Metazoa; Chordata; Actinopteri; Scombriformes; Scombridae
Gene: polr1g
Product: RNA polymerase I subunit G
Exons: 3
Coding region: 93-1130 (345 amino acids)
Biological process (GO): transcription by RNA polymerase I
Source: RefSeq, a predicted model, not a curated record